CAGCGACAAGUUAGUCGCAAGAUGAAGAAAAAAAGGGUAUCAAUCGUACUAAGCCUAAUACUGAGCUUAGUCGGACAGACACUUGAAGAUGAGCCGAAAGUUUCAACUCCAGAAUCAGCUGCAACACCUGAACCAACUGCACCACCUGCAGCUGCCGAGGAACCUCCUAAGAUCAAUCAGCCAAAGUCUUUAAACAAAUCGCCCGCAUCCAAGUGCAAAUCAACCGAAGUUCUAUCCGAGAAUGGCUGCGUGGAUCGCGAGUUCUUCCUGAGCCGGAUCAUCAUGCGAUCCUGGAAGGACGAAGGCUUCGAGAGGGCAAAGGCCAGGGCCGGCCUGGUGGACAAUAUGCAGUGCAGGGAAGGCGAGAUCAGGACUCCUUUUGGAUGUGAAAAGCCUCGGUUAGCACCGCACAGGGAAUUUAAUCGAGUUAAAGUGCUCCACAGUAGACUAGAGCGCGACAAGGUGCGACACGGCGGCUAUGAUUAUAACUUAAGGCACUCAGGGAAUGACGGAGAGCACAAAUUUAUUAAAAGACCUAGAAAAUUGGGACCUCCAAUAACUGGUACCAAUCGGCCACGGACGUACGUAUUCUUGCCUGGCAGAACUCUAAGAGAUGGACUCAUGUGCCGAACUAAUGAGGUGACUGGAAGAGGGAGUCGCUGCAUCCAUAGAAGGCGACAUGUAAAAACGAAAUCAAUGCGAACUCACUCAUGAGAACUCACCAAAAAAAAGUAGGCUAAUUUGUUGGUUAAAAUA
Drosophila gunungcola (fruit fly) is the source of this 756-nucleotide messenger RNA. RefSeq lists its product as uncharacterized. The transcript has a single exon. The record is from RefSeq and is a predicted model, not a curated record. NCBI's taxonomy places the organism in Eukaryota, Metazoa, Arthropoda, Insecta, Diptera, Drosophilidae. Bases 22 to 714 code for a protein of 230 amino acids.